Molecule: messenger RNA, 1221 nt
Organism: Dermochelys coriacea (leatherback sea turtle)
Lineage: Eukaryota; Metazoa; Chordata; Testudines; Dermochelyidae
Product: immunoglobulin lambda-1 light chain-like
Exons: 4
Coding region: 4-834 (276 amino acids)
Biological process (GO): positive regulation of T cell activation; peptide antigen assembly with MHC class II protein complex; antigen processing and presentation of exogenous peptide antigen via MHC class II
Cellular component (GO): MHC class II protein complex
Molecular function (GO): MHC class II protein complex binding
Source: RefSeq, a predicted model, not a curated record
UAGAUGCUCCUCCCCCAGGAGGAUCAAUAUAAGGGACAGAGACUGUCAGGCCUUCUCAGUGGAUCUGGCUGUUUUCUCCUAAGGGCCCGAAAUCUCCUCACCAUGCUCUGGGCUCCCCUCAUCAUCCUACUAGGAACAUGGUGCACAGGUUCCAGCUCGCAGCCUGUGGUGACUCAGCCAUCCUCAGUGUCAGUGUCCCCAGGAAACACCGUGAAACUCUCCUGCACCAUGAGCAGUGGGACCAGCAUCGCUGACUACUAUGUGUCCUGGUACCAGCAGAAACCUGGGAAUUCUCCACGAUACCUGCUGUAUUACUAUUCGGAUUCCAGCAAGGGCCAGGGCUCUGGGGUCCCUGCUCGCUUCUCCGGUUCCAAAGACACAGCCAGUAACGCCGGCUACCUGACCAUCUCCGGGGCCCUCGCGGAGGAUGAGACUGAUUAUUACUGUGCUGUGAUAAAGAGUGGCAGUGCUGUUCGGAUCUUCGGUGGAGGAACCCAGCUGACCGUCCUUGGUCAGCCAAAGGCAUCUCCUACCAUGCACCUCUUCCCUCCAUCCUCGGAAGAGAUAAAAACAAAGAGCAAAGCCACACUGGUGUGUCUGCUGGGCAGCUUUUACCCAGGGUCAGUCCAAGUCACUUGGAAAGCUGAUGGCCAGCCGCUCUCCACUGGAGUGGAGACGACCAAGCCAUCCAAACAGAGUGACAACAAGUUCAUGGCCAGCAGUUACCUGUCUCUGGAUGCAUCAAAGUGGAAGACCCAUGACACCUACACAUGCCAGGUGACACACGAUGGGAAGAACUUUGAGAAGUCCCUGAAGAGCUCAGAUUGUUCUUAACCCUCUGACACCCCCAGAGGGCUUGGCCGGUUCCUGUGUCAGUCUGUAGGGGGUUCCCCAAGGGAGCCAGGAUCUGUCUGUAGCAUUCCCAUAAUGCCGAUUUCCAGCAAAUCUGCUUCCUCUUUUAGGUGGGGCAUUUUACCAAUCCAUAUGACACCUGUCUUUAUUCCCAUGUCCCCACUGCUCUCACCCCCUGCAUUCCCUGGAAUUGUCCUUCCUGCUUUAGUCUAUGAUAAAGCCUUCUUAUGAUAUUAAUAAAAUCAGAAAAAUUUGAUUACUACUGUAUCUGUGAAGAGUUUAACUUCUUCUGUCCCUUUUACAUCUUGUGUAUUAAUUGCAAUAUUCACCUUCUCUUCCAAUAAAAUAAAUUUACCUUUUAUCAGCUAA